AUGCUGCGAGGGCCCCGGGCCCUGGCUCCAGCCGCUGGGCCGCCCUCGAAGGGACUGCACGCGAUGAGCCCUACCGAGCUGUGGCCGCCCGGCCUCAGCAGCCCCCAGCUCUGUCCGACCACCACCACCUACUACACUUCGCUGUACCCGCAGACUGUGCCUCCCACUGCGGCGCCCGGCACCUGCCUCGACGCCACCCCCCACGGACCGGAGGGCCAAGCUGUGCGAUGCGUGCCGGCUGGCCGGCUGCCGGCCAAAAGGAAGCUGGACCUGGAGGGGAUCGGGAGACCCACAGUCCCUGAGUUCCGGACUCCCAAGGGGAAGUGCCUUAGAGUGGAUGGUCUCCCCAGCCCCAGAACCCCCAAGUCCCCUGGAGAGAAGACUCGUUAUGACACAUCGCUCGGGCUGCUCACUAAGAAGUUCAUUUACCUCCUGAGUGAAUCCAAGGAUGGGGUCCUGGACCUGAACUGGGCUGCCGAGGUCCUGGACGUGCAGAAACGGCGCAUCUAUGACAUCACCAACGUGCUGGAGGGCAUCCAGCUCAUCCGUAAGAAGGCCAAGAACAACAUCCAGUGGGUAGGCAGGGGAAUGUUUGAAGACCCCACCCGGCCCGGGAAGCAGCAGCAGCUGGGGCAGGAGCUGAAGGAGCUUAUGAGCACGGAGCAGGCCUUGGACCAGCUCAUCCAGAGCUGCUCUCUGAGCUUCAAGCACCUGACGGAGGACAAGGCCAACAAGAGACUGGCCUACGUGACUUACCAGGACAUCCGUGCUGUUGGCAACUUUAAGGAGCAGACGGUGAUCGCUGUCAAGGCCCCUCCACAGACAAGACUCGAAGUGCCAGACAGGAGCGAGGAGAACCUGCAGAUAUACUUGAAGAGCACCCAGGGGCCCAUCGAAGUCUACCUGUGCCCAGAGGAGGUGCAGGAGCCCGACAGUCCUGCCAAGGAGCCCCUCCUGCCAACCUCCACCCUUGGCCCCAGCCCUGACUCCACCCAGCCUGGCAGCAGCACGGACCCUGGGAUGACAGAACCUGUGGCAUCCCCAGCACCAGCGCUGACUCCCCAGCAAGUCCCGCAGCCGCCAGCGCCCCCGCCCCUGCCUCUUGUCCCCCUGGAGGCCACCGACAGCCUGCUGGAGCUGCCGCACCCACUUCUGCAGCAGACCGAGGACCAGUUCCUGUCCCCGAGCCUGCCAUGCAGCUCUCCCCUGAUCAGCUUCUCCCCGCCCUUGGACCAGGAUGACUACCUGUGGGGCCUGGACGGGGGUGAGGGCAUCAGUGACCUCUUCGACUCCUAUGACCUUGGGGAUUUGCUGAUUAAUUGAGUGGCCUUGCCUGUCCCAGCAGCCUGCCCUUGGCUCUACCUCCGCACAGACGGACAGGCCCUCUGCCCACGCAGGGACGUGGGACACAAGGUGCUGCCCUAGGGAUGGGGGGGACCUCUUCUCUUUCUCAGCCCCCCAGCCAGCUGAAGCUAUCUUGGAGAGGGGUUUUGGGUGAGGAGUGUAUUAGGGGUUGGGUCCUCUCUUUCCUCAUAGAAGCUGGGCCCAGGAAGGCCCAUCUGGCUUCUGACCUCUGACCUCUCACAUGAAGGGCCACAGGUGAGGCAACCAGGUCCAGGGAAAGGCCCUCCCCUCGCCUUUUGGCGGGGGGGUGAAUGAGGACCCUGAAUUUAUCAAGAAGCACUUAAUGCCUUUGUAUUUAUUUCAGGUUGAGUUUUGUUUGUUUGUCUUCCUUGAGUUUUUAGCAGGGAGUUUGUUCUAGUUUCUAGUAAGAUUUCUCAGAUGGGCCCAAUGCUGUCCACAGUCCGAGGGCAGCCCAGGGCUUCCUGGGCCCCAGGCCAGUCCCCGAUUUCUCCAUAGCCGUAGGCCGGGUCUCUGGGGGCUGUCCAGUCUGCUAGAAGUCUACUUGCACUUCGGCCUCGUAAUUCUAGUAAGUGGUGGCCACAGGCCCUUCGGCUCCUCCUGCCCAUCCUCUCCCGCUGAGGCACCAGCCUUGGGUUCCUGGCCUCCUCUGUCCCAGGGAUGGUUGCAGGGAGCCCUCCCGGGGAGGCGGCAUCAAGGCUCCAGUUGUGGAGACCCACUUCUGUGGAAGUCCCUACCUCUCCAUUCCCUUAGAACAGGAAAAACCACCUUCCAGGGAGUCAGCACUGAAAGGCCCCCCUCCCCAGGGAAACACAGACAGGAAUGUGGAAGCAGCUAGAGGGCUCCAUUUGUGCCUCUGCUUGGGACAGGGGCUGUCUUACCCUGAGUACCUGGGAGGGAGUGGCAGCCCCAUAUGGAGAAAGGUGGGGUUAAAGCAAGAAACUGCCAGAAAGCAGCCCCUCUGGAAGCUGCUGUUAUCAUCCUCCCCUUCCCUGGAAGGAUUUGUUUACUGAAGGGAGUAAUUCUUUAAGGAUCUCUUCUUCUCUGCAGCUCUCACACAGACCCCCCUGCACCCCAGGACAGAGGUGUGCAGGGCUUGGUGGCAUUUUAGCUCGUUUUGUCACCAGAAUGCCGAAGGGCUGGCAGGAGUGUUUAUUGCAGACCAGACCUUUGCCCUGAUGGGGAGACGGGCUUAUGUUACCUCUUGAGGCUUAGGGUCCUGAGAAGGAUUCUUGCCCUGGCCUGCUCCCCGCCCCCAGAGGCUUGACCGUCCCACAGCGUCUGUGCAGCCCCCUUGGGUGUGAGGGAUGAGGUCAGCUCUCUUCCCCACACAACGUGGGGUGGGGCUGCUCUGGGCUGAACCAAGGCUGUGCCCUCUGGAGAGAGGCAGCCAGGAAUGGUGGUCUUAGAGGCCCACCACCUACCCUCAGGGAGCUAGGUUUCCUCAGGGGCUUGGCUGGGCAGCACUUUUUUUUUUUUUUUUUUUUUAAGUUUGUAGCAUUAAGUUGGUUUUAAAUAUGAAGUUGGCCUCAUGGGAUGGCUCCUGAGUUACCCAGAAGCUGGCAUCCGAAGCUGGGGUGUGGGCUUCUUUGGGGGUGGGUCUGGUGUAAGUUAAUGCUUGCAUGGGGACAGCGUGCCUUGUCAUUUUCACAACUUCCCGGGCCCCUGACUGUGCCCUCUCAGGAAUAGAUGUCCCGCUUUGGAAACAGGGUUUAUUUUGUAGGCUUUACAGACGUGCUGUUGGUGUCCCCUCUCCAGAUACUCACAGAGGUGUCAUCAGAAGCCUGCUUGGAAGCCCACUAUGUCCAGGGGCAAGGGACUACCUCAGCCCUUGGGCAGGGGACAGGAGUGUUGCUUGGAAUCCUGUUGGGGGCCUGUGGGGCCUAGAUGGCUUCACUGUUCUGAGGUGUCUGGGCUGCCGUUUAGCUAUGUCCCAUCUCUGAAGACAGAGAUGUUUGACUUCCACGCCUUUGGCUCUGUCUAGAAUCUUCUAGAAUUAAAUCAGAGAAAAGAGAGACGAGGCCUACAGAACUCACUGGGAACGGGUUUACUAGUAAAGUCUGGCCAGAAUUCAAGCUCAUUCUCCAAAUGCUGGGCCGUAGUGCUGGACACAGGGGCUGCCCCUUGGGCCCAUGGUCUGUACGCUGCACAGCUGUCCCUGCCCUGUGCUAUCCCCUCCACACCCUGCCUGGCCCCUGGGGCUGGACCGCCCAGGCCAAGCCUCAGGCUGUGGGGGGGCGACAAGCUCACACCUCUAACUUGCCAGCGACGCUUGAAACCUCUCAGGAGUUGCAUCAAGAGCUUUAAAAAUGUCUGUUGGAUGGUAUUUCCUUUACGGGCCAUGUAAACUUUAGAACUAGGGUGGAAGAAAAACCACUUUUCUUUCUGAGGUACGUUAUUUCU
Messenger RNA from Neogale vison (American mink), 3765 nucleotides. RefSeq names its product E2F transcription factor 2 (gene E2F2). Gene Ontology annotation, molecular function: DNA-binding transcription factor activity, RNA polymerase II-specific; protein dimerization activity; RNA polymerase II cis-regulatory region sequence-specific DNA binding. NCBI's taxonomy places the organism in Eukaryota, Metazoa, Chordata, Mammalia, Carnivora, Mustelidae. Gene Ontology annotation, biological process: regulation of transcription by RNA polymerase II. Gene Ontology annotation, cellular component: RNA polymerase II transcription regulator complex. The transcript is spliced from 7 exons. Bases 1 to 1323 code for a protein of 440 amino acids. The record is from RefSeq and is a predicted model, not a curated record.